AUGAAUGAUUCCAGGCAGCCAUCCCUGUUCUUUAUCAUUCUUCCAGAUAAACACAGACUCUGUGCCGCCCGGAUCAUACUGAGCAGCAAGGUGGCAGAAACAGAGAUUAGGAGCACGCAGAUAAAGAUGUGCAGGCAGUUGCUGCUUGUGCAUGAAGAUAUUCUUACAGCGCCUGUGCCUGGAAUAUUAAACCAAAUUUGGGUAGUGAUGUCGAUACCAUUUUUUCAAUCUGGGAGACUUAAUGCCUAUAUUGAGAAAUAUGGAGCUAAGAUGGAGGCUCCACAAAGAGUAAUUCCUGUCAUUCUUCAAAACUGCCUUUCAUAUUCACUCACUGCUCGACUUGCUCCAGCCUGGAAUAGAACAGGUCAUCUCUUGGUACAAGGAAAAGAUUUUCUUUCUCAUAUGGGAAAGCAAAGUGCCGUUGUAUUAGACAUCAAUGUAACAGAAACACAAGUCUGUCUAAGUAUAGAAGUCUAUACUAUCAGAUUGCCACCACCUGAGCUAAAGGAGUUUGAUAUUUCUCCACGUAUUAUAGAGGAUUUUCAUGCCAACCAGAAUGCUGUCAUCGAGAGGCAUUCCAUUUUAAGCAACUGGUGCUACAUUUUGCCAAGUAUGAAGAUGGGACAGAUCAUAAAUGUUCUUCAUACUGUGCCACCCGACUGUCCCUUUCGUUCCUUCGAAGAUUUCCAGAGGCACUGGGAUGACCUGUACGGCUACAAACUUCCAGAAGAUUGCGGAGAUAUGAAAAUAUACUGCAGCAUCUACUUCAAAAUGAUCAAAGAAAAGGUCUUCACGUACCCUCUCCGCUGCAUCAGAAGUCAGCCCAUUCAGUUCUUCCCAAGGGUGGAUUUGGAAGGUGUUUUGAAAUGUUUCCUAUCCGAUUUAAAAUCUAAACUGCCGCACAUAUGUGGAUUCCCCAUAAAGAUGACGAAUAAACCGUGCUACUACACAAAGGAGCUAACCAGACCACAAAGACAGGAAAACAAAGUCAGACCCCCCAAUCUGACGACUAAAAAACACUUCAGAGCUUCUCUAACUCAAGCCACUUUGCUGAACCCCACGGGGCCUCCAACAGCAGCCAACCACGAGGUGGAGCCCUUUGCCAGUCAGCAGCGUUCAGGCUUGUUUUCAUCCCGGUGCUGCUGGCCAGGGUCUCCGGACAGAGAGCCCUCCUGGCCUCUCCAGGCACCACAGCUACUUGUGGGGAAGUCAGAGCUCAGCAGAGGAAACACACAAGUUCAACGCAGUCGACUUUGUUCACAAAGUAAGAGAGCCCCGGCAUUCAUACCAGUCUUCAAAAGGAAAUCUGAGCAAGCAAGCAAAGACGUCUCAGCGCUUGGCAAUGUGGAGAGAAAACAGAGUGCUCUUAAGGAACCUAGCCUACUGACACAGAAAGCUAGAGUAACCCAGGGAGGCAAAGCAGGGUUAGGUUCAGCUACUAGAAAAAGACCAGAUAGUAACAUCCAGGUACAGGCUAGGAACUUAAAUCCCAAGAGCUUCAGACCUCUGCUAGGGAGAGGCACCGCUUUCUGCGAGCGCCCUAGGGAACAUCUCUCUUCUGAUUCGGAGCUGAAGGCGCACCUCCCUGAGGGCCGACCCCUGCCUACUACUGCCCUGACACAACUGUCAAGUGGCUCAGUAAAAAAUGCUGUUGACAGCCACACCAGCGGAAAAGACGAUUUAACAAGCAGCUUUAUAACGCAAAUUUUAGGGAAAAGCCACGAGUCACUAAAACUCAAAACCCAGCCACACAUUUUUGAAUCGGACUUGGAAACUGAAGACUCUGGAGUACAGCAGCAACAGUUGGCAAAUCUAACUAGAGAAGCUGAUGGAGCUGAACAUGGCCUGAUAGUGAGCAAAGCAUCCCACAAGAACAGACAGAAACUAUGUCUUGAGUCUUCAAAAUCUUCUGCAAAGCAUCGUUCCCAUGCUGCGCGUCAGAGGCAACCUGGUUCUUCUAAGAAUCGGGUAUCCAAUACAACAAAACCUAAGAAUUCCCUCAGCAUUCCCGAGGCUGAGUACAGUGUGGAGCAGAGGCUGCCCACCAGCUGGGACUUCACAACCACGUGUGCCCCGUGUCCAAAGCAUCACAUUUACGUCUCUGUCAACGUCUUGGAAAGUUCUGUGGUCGUGAUUGCCUUUGUGUUCUAUCUCUCCAUCAUUUAG
Phodopus roborovskii (desert hamster) is the source of this 2166-nucleotide messenger RNA. It is a transcript of the gene CUNH18orf63, whose product is annotated as chromosome unknown C18orf63 homolog. Lineage: Eukaryota; Metazoa; Chordata; Mammalia; Rodentia; Cricetidae. The coding region runs from base 1 to 2166 and encodes 721 amino acids. The record is from RefSeq and is a predicted model, not a curated record. The transcript has 13 exons.